CGCGUGAUAUUAGUAAUUCAAAAAUGAGUAUCGUUAACGAAUAAACGAUUCUGUGAUAAUGUGCCGAUUACUUUAUAGUGUUUUAGUUGUCUUAACUUAUACAAAUUACUUGCCAGUAAUUAGUCAGUAUGUGGACUCCCCGUGCCCAGGGACUUUUGAGUAUCAAAGUGACGGAGAUGGAGUGUACGGAGUGAUACACCUGCAGCCUCAUGGACCUGUGUCUACCAUACGUGUUGUAGUUAAUUUUACGAUAGCAGCUAGACUUAUUUCGAAUUAUCCAGGCCGCCUACAGCCAAUUAAAAGCCCAGGGACACAAUUCAGUCAAGAUUCCCCCAUAUACUACCGAGUAGAUUUCCCCGUCACCAGACCAUUGCCGAAGCUGACCUACCUCGUCGUCAACGGCGAUGUGUUAUGCUACGGUCGUGGAGAUGUGGCCCGGCCUGAUUUAUACGUGAGCACAAUCAGUCUACAGCACAAGCUGAAUCUACGAGGGGGAGGGAAUCCGGGCGCUAUACAACUUAUCUCAUCAUCACCGGACGCAGACGUCUUCUCAAUUAACGUGGAUGGUGAUCGUACCGGCACUUGGAAUGACGGAAACCAACGUCCACACAAGCAGCCGCAGACUCAACGGCCAGCUCCGCCCCCACCACCAGGAGAUGAGUAUUAUCUAUUAGAGUUACCACUCGACACCAUCACAACUACUAGAAGACCGACAACUCCACCCCCACCACCAGAAGAUGAGUACUAUCUAUUGGAAUUACCACUCCACACCACAACUACUAGAAAACCUACGUCAACAACUCUUCCGCCACCACCACCAGACGGGGACUUAUUAGAAUUACCACACCACACCACAACUACUAGAAGACCGACAUUGACAACCCCUCCUCAAACUAUUUAUCCACCAACGCCUUCGCGAACCCCCUCCUUCAGCUCUGAGUGCGGCGUGGUCGCGGGAGGCAACGAGCACGUGCCCCUCGUCUUCCACGGCACUGGCUACACGCGAGGGGACUGGCCGUGGCUGGUCGCCAUGUAUAAGCGAACGGAAGGCAGCCUCACGUUCGCCUGCUCUGGGACGCUGGUGUCCGAUCGACAUGUUGUGUCUGCUGCCCAUUGCGUGCAGCAAAGAAGUACGCUGACCUCAAUCAAGGAUAUCGUAGUCAAAGUCGGCGUGCAUAACUUGGAGGACUGGGGUGACGAUAUCAUCGUCACCAGGACUUUGGAAUCUGCCACCAUCCAUGAAGAGUUCAAUUCUACGACGUAUUCAAAUGAUAUUCUAGUGCUCACUUUUGAUAAAAGCGUGGAGUUCAACAACAACAUCAGGCCGGCGUGUCUCUGGAAUGGGAACAACGAUCUCAACAGAAUAGUGGGAUCUUCAGGAGUGGUAGCUGGUUGGGGGGCCAGCGAACUAGGUCCAGGCAGCAAAGGUGAACCCCGCAUGGUGCGGAUACCCGUCGUCACCACCAGCAUGUGUCGGGCCAGCAGGCCUGACUUCCACGUUUUCACGAGCGACCGCACGUUCUGCGGAGGUGAUCGUAAUGGCGCUGGUCCUUGUUUAGGGGACUCCGGCGGAGGGUUGUAUAUUCUGGACGGAGGUCGCUGGCGCCUCCGCGGCGUGGUCUCACUGUCGCUUCGACCAGAAAACGGGGAAUCUACAUGCAACCUGAACGAAUACAUUAUUUUCACUGAUGCAGCGAAGUUUAUAGAUUGGAUUAAAAAUAUCAUAAGUAAUAAAUUUUGAUAGUGAUAU
Messenger RNA from Cydia amplana, 1750 nucleotides. Its product is annotated as serine protease gd-like. The record is from RefSeq and is a predicted model, not a curated record. Gene Ontology annotation, molecular function: serine-type endopeptidase activity. NCBI's taxonomy places the organism in Eukaryota, Metazoa, Arthropoda, Insecta, Lepidoptera, Tortricidae. The transcript is spliced from 9 exons. The coding region runs from base 59 to 1741 and encodes 560 amino acids. Gene Ontology annotation, biological process: proteolysis.